GCAUUUUAGCGUUUGUAUACAAAUUACAUUGAAACUCAACUUAGCUAGCUUUGUUCGUCUUAUUCAUUUUUUUUGUGUUAAUUCCUCGGGUAAUCUCUAAGAUUUUUUAGUGGGCCUAUAGGUGAAAGUUAUUUAAAUACUCUGCAAGCAUCUACAUCCUAUUUUAGUGUGUGUGACUUUUAUUCACAGGUAUUAAUGCUUUCUGUUGUUUCUAAAACUGUAUGGAAAGUAUUGUCAGCUGGAAACGCGUAUCCGUCAAAGCAAUUUAUAUCCACUUCUAUUGGUUUACAUAAAAAACCUGGAUUGUCAAAUCAUAAAGGAUUUGCGAUAAUAUCUAGAGUUACUGGUCAAAAAGAAGAUCUUUGGAAGUUGUACAACGAGGUGGUUUAUCCUCCUGUACCUAAAGUUUCAAGCUCAGCUCUUUGGGAUACUAGCAUACGACCAGGUGAAGUUACCCAUCGUCGAGAUGAUAUUUUAUACAGCAGCAAAAGACUGUGGAUGCUAGCCCACUUGAUUCGUGGACGAUCUGUAGAUGAUGCUUUCGCACAAUUAGGAUUUCGUACUGAAAAGGGAGCUAGAAUCCUUGAAGAGGUGAUAGAAGAAGCCAUUGAACUAGCAGUUAAGGAGCACGAUUUUGAAUUCUGUACAAAAAUUUGGAUAGAGUCAGCGCAUGUUUCACGAGGUCGCAUGGUUCCUCGUUUAUACAAAGGCUUACGAUCUAAAGUGGAGUCGAAUAAAUUUCAUUACACAAAUUUGUAUAUACGUCUUCGAGAAGGUGAUCCUCCGAAAAUUUAUCAUCCAAAUGAUAUUAAAGGUGUUUGGACCCCAGCUGCAACAUGUCCACCAGAAGGUAGAUCUUGGGGCUCAACACAAGAAAUGGUACAUCGUGAAUUGGAAAGAUUGCGUGGAAGACGAUUAAAAGGAGAUUUAUAA
Molecule: messenger RNA, 933 nt
Organism: Schistosoma curassoni
Lineage: Eukaryota; Metazoa; Platyhelminthes; Trematoda; Strigeidida; Schistosomatidae
Source: the annotation of a GenBank genome assembly